AGACAUAUCGGUCCCGAAAGACAUCCCGAACCCGCUUCAUGCCGAUUUAGACCCACCAAUUUGUUCCUAAAUUCUCGAGCCUAACUCGAUACAGUGCAUACUUGCCUACAUCGACCAGUGUGUCCUUUGCUUAUUAAUAUAGCUCGCAUUUACCCAAGAGAUUAGCCGAGAGCAGCGAUUUGGAGCCCGUCUGAUUCCCGACAUUUUAACCGACCAAAUCCAACCUUCUCCCUUGAUCUAUACUGAACUCCACGCGAGCCGUCUGGAGAUCCAACCCAUGUCGAUCCGUGCCGCAGUUGGCAUCUGAUUGGUGUCCAGGGACGAGAUAAUGGAGCGAAGCAGAAAGAAUCGGAAUCGCAACGCUUGCUCCAACCCAUCGACGCGCACUGCCACCGCGGAAGAUAGAAAUAGUGGCGGCUGCGGUGGCGGCGGCGACAGCAGCAGCAGCAGCGACGCGAACAGGGGGAUACUGGACGAGAGGGUGCUGAUGCUGGUGUUCCGCAGCAUGGAUUGGGACCCGCACGUCAUCUGCGUGGCGGCCUGCGUGAGCCGCCGCCUCCGCGCCGUCGCCGGCCGGGUGCUCUUCCGGGAGCUCUGCUUCGCCCGGGCCCCGCGCAUGGUCGCGGCGCUGACCUCGGUGGGUGCCGCGCCAGGUGGCAGGCUAGGUGGCGGGUGGCACGCCCUGGCCAAGCUCCUCUUCUUCUGCUGCGGCUGCGCCGCGCCCACCCGCUUCUUCACCCUCGAUCGCCCCGCCCCGGGCCACUUCGUCCCCGCCUCCCGCUUCUCCAAGACCUCCGGCCGAUCCUUCCUCGCCCGCCGCUGCUGGGGCGACCUGCUAUUCGUCAGCGACCCCUGCGAGCACCGGGAGUCCAGCCGCGGCGGCGACGAGGACCUCGGCGCUUACCGGGGGGUGUUCCGGGGGUUCAUGCGGUCUCGGACGCGGGCGUGGCUGAUCGGGAAGCAGGCGGAGCUGGAGGCCGGGGUGCGCUGCCCCUACUGCGGCGCCCGCGUGUGGAGCAUGACGGCCGCAGGCCUCGUGCCCCGGAGCGCCUCCCGGAGGCUGGGCUCCCACGAAGGCAGCUUGGACUACUUCGUAUGCGUUAACGGCCACCUGCAUGGCUACUGCUGGUUGGCGCAUUUGUCGACCGACGAGGACGAGGAGGAGGAGGAGGAGGAGGAAGACGACGAUGUGAAUGUUGCGCUCUAAGUCUCUUCUUCUCUUGCCCGUGCUCUGUUUCAAUCCCGUGUUACUGCUCCGUGUCUUGUCUUACCUGUGUUCGAUGGUUUAUCGGCCUUUUUCUUUGUAUAGAGAACAUUAGAUAGGAGUAGAUAAUGGAUGCGAACUCCAUAGACUUCCUUAUCAGCCACUUUCUUCCUUUGUAUCUACCAAACCGACCUUUUUUAUGAUAAUCUUUUGCUUCAAAGGAUGGAUUGGCAGUUCGUUCGAAGUGAGGGGUGAUGUGACUGUUCGUGAUGAGGUUCAUGAACCGGGAGAUGGGAUAUGGAAGCUUCAGUGCAUCACAUCUUUCUUUAACCAAGUGAAGUGACUCCUGAGAGGGUCAGGUUUGGACAGGUGGGAGUAUUGUGGAAGACUUACAAUACCUAAAAGGAACACCAGCGGGGGAGAUGGCUGGAGUUUUUUUACUUGCUCCGGAAGCACUGCAAAUUUCUUGUAUUGACUUUUACCUGUCCCAACAUUAUUUAUUAGAUUUUUAUUUUUAUUUUUUU
This is a messenger RNA of Musa acuminata AAA Group (dessert banana), 1728 nucleotides long. Its product is annotated as EID1-like F-box protein 3. The transcript has a single exon. The coding region runs from base 329 to 1207 and encodes 292 amino acids. NCBI's taxonomy places the organism in Eukaryota, Viridiplantae, Streptophyta, Magnoliopsida, Zingiberales, Musaceae. The record is from RefSeq and is a predicted model, not a curated record.